AUGUCUGACCGCAAGGAACCCACAGUGGCCACCCCAGUGGCCAGCCCGGCUGCGACUGGCCCAGCUCCUAUUGAUUCGGCACCAGAGACAACAGCAAGCACAACGGUACCAGCAGCUGAUACUGUCACGGCCAUCCCUGAGACAAGUCCUCCCCAAUAUGAACAAAACCCCAGAGAUGUGAUCGCACCAGCACCAGCAGUGACCUCUAACACCGCAGACUACAACACACUGGGUCCUGUACCAGAGAAGAUAGCACCGGCUGCAGUCACUCCGAAUAUUAUCCCCCUCAAUCAGUUGGGCGAGGCGCCAGGAUACGUGAACUGUCCAUUUUGCUUCCACAAUGCCAUGACUAGAGUCGACAAAACGAGCACCAGUUCCACAUCUAUGGCUGCCGUUUGUUGUUGUCUCUUCGGUGGCAUCAUCUGCGCCUUUUUGCCCUACUGCAUGGAGAUGUGCCACGAUUGCCACCACUUCUGUGGAAACUGCAACAACAAAAUCGCAAUCUUUCCAGAUGAAGGCACAGUGCAGGUCUUCACGCCGGCCAACCCUGCCCCGGGUCAGGGUCAGGGUCCUGUCCACACAGCCCCCGCGCCCGUUGAACCUCCACAGGCACAGCCAGUCAUGAAGAACUAG
Penicillium canescens is the source of this 633-nucleotide messenger RNA. RefSeq names its product LITAF-like zinc ribbon domain-containing protein. NCBI's taxonomy places the organism in Eukaryota, Fungi, Ascomycota, Eurotiomycetes, Eurotiales, Aspergillaceae. Gene Ontology annotation, molecular function: zinc ion binding. The transcript is spliced from 3 exons. Bases 1 to 633 code for a protein of 210 amino acids. The record is from RefSeq and is a predicted model, not a curated record.